AUAAUUGUUUUUCUUUUUUGGUUUCGUGCCAGUGUUAGGCGUUUUUAUCUACCCUAUUUAACAGCAGGUGGCGGAUGCAUAAUCCGGAAAUCGGGUUCCGCCUGCAGCCUUUUGUUGUUGUUUGUUUUACAAGCCGAUAAAAGUAAUUGCAUGUUUUACAAUGUUUUAACAUAAAAUUAACCAUUUAAACACAAAAGGUAUGAAUUGUUUAGAGUUAAAUUGGUUAAUUGAUUCGCGCCGCGAACGACAAAAACACGGCUACACGGGAAAAUGAGAAUCGUUUUGCUGUUACUUUCAUUAAAUUUUCUGCUAGUUUUUGCACUCGACAAUGCAGAGAUUGCACACAAAGAGGAGGACUAUGGUAAAACGUGGAUGUGGAUGCCUGAUGGCGAUGGCAAACCGCAUAUUGCUUACCUAGUUGAACCACCAGAGGAUAGCCAACAGGAUGAUUUGCCUGAAUUUGUUCAUGUGGAACUUUUUGAUGGUGGUAAUAUCGAUGCCCCUGCGACAGCUCAAAUAUCAGUUAACUAUUAUGCCAAUAGGCAAGGAGCCGCGCAUACGCGUCAAAAGCGCGAUACUUGGGAAGAGUUGGCGGGGAAAUUCAAUGCUGAUUUGGAUACGAAAAUUUUGGUGCAUGGCUGGAAAUCGAGCACCACCAGUGAUUCCAUACAAUCUAUACGUGGCGCAUAUGCAAUGCGUGGGAAUUUGAAUAUUUUCGCAAUCAACUGGCGCGACCAAGCGGAUAAUAUUUACUACUUAAAACCCGCCCGCUACACCGUGCAAGUGGGCAGAGCUGUGGCCAAACUAAUCGAUCUGCUUGUCGAGGAGAAGGAUGCAGAUUCGAAGCGUAUACAUUUGAUUGGACAUAGCUUAGGUGCGCAUAUAAUGGGCUAUGCUGGUUCAUAUACCAAAUAUCGCGUAGCGAGAAUCACAGGUCUUGAUCCUGCCAGGCCAGCUUUUGAAAAUUGCAGCGGUCCCGAACAUCACUUAGAUCCAUCGGACGCUGAUUUUGUGGACGUCAUACACAGCUGCGGCGGAAUUUUAGGAUUUCGUGGUCCAAUUGGUUUGGUAGACUUUUACCCGAAUGGCGGUGGAGCACCACAGCCAGGUUGUACAGAGAUUUCACAAAUCUUUACUGGCUGUAGCCACGGUCGGUCUUAUGAGUAUUUCGCGGAAUCCAUACACAGCGAAAAGGGUUUCUACGCUACGCCAUGUCCAUCGUUGGAGCAGCUGAUCGGUAGAAAUUGUACUGGUGCCAAGAUACUGAUGGGCGAUCCUGUACCAAUGGACGCACGUGGCAUUUACUACUUGAAAACUGGUAGUAGACCAGCCUAUGCACUGGGUGCGGAAGACUAACAUUUUACGCACGUAUAUCUUAAAAGAUAAACUAACGAAGCUGUUUCAUUACUAAUGACCGAAAGAGCUAGCAAGUAUAAAAGGUGAAAUAUUUGCAAUUUUUCUGACUUUGUAGGCUUUCAAGACCUCUUGGAAAAACAUUUGCUUUGAAUACUAAUUUAUAUCUUUGAUGUAAUCGAUAAUUCCUCCUGUAUUUACUUAGUACAU
Molecule: messenger RNA, 1563 nt
Organism: Rhagoletis pomonella (apple maggot)
Lineage: Eukaryota; Metazoa; Arthropoda; Insecta; Diptera; Tephritidae
Product: pancreatic triacylglycerol lipase-like
Exons: 5
Coding region: 271-1356 (361 amino acids)
Biological process (GO): lipid metabolic process
Molecular function (GO): lipase activity
Source: RefSeq, a predicted model, not a curated record